GUCCUUUACUUUAGUUUCUCACUUUGAAUAGAUAUAUCGUUUGUAUUGUUAAUUAUAAGUUCAAAGUCCCUAUUUUAAUUUUAUACUUAAAUAAAUUGUAGUUAAUUAACAUCAAAGUUUAAGAUGAAUCCCUUAACACAGCUGGCCCGAGCUACGCGCCCCAUAUAUAAAAAACUGUCGACAUCAGCUACAUUAUCGUCAGCCAAACCUAUUCCGACGACAGGAUUUUGCUUUGAGUUGAAUGAUGAACAGAAAGCACUUCAGGAGCUAGCUAGGAAGUUUACGAGGGAAGAAAUCAUACCAGUUGCGGCGCAAUAUGACAAGACUGGUGAAUACCCAUGGCCCAUUCUCAAGAAGGCUUGGGAACUCGGUCUUAUGAAUGGACACGUUCCCGUACAUUGUGGGGGUGUUGGGGAUUUUGGAGUGUUCGAAGAAUGCCUUGUUGGUGAGGAAUAUGCCUUUGGGUGUACAGGAAUAACUACUGCUAUUGGAGGCACGAACCUGGGUCAAGCACCUAUAAUUCUUGCUGGCAACAAGGAACAACAGAAGAAAUAUCUCGGCAGAUUGAUUGAUGAACCUCUAGUAGCCGCAUAUUGUGUGACGGAACCUGGCGCGGGCUCCGACGUCGCAGGGGUUAAGACUAGAGCAGAGAAAAAAGGCGAUGAAUGGAUCCUCAACGGUCAGAAGAUGUGGAUCACCAACGGUGGUGUUGCCAACUGGUACUUCGUCCUUGCUCGCACAAAUCCUGAUCCUAAGUGCCCACCAAGCAAAGCCUUCACUGGUUUCAUCGUCGAGAGGGAGUGGCCCGGCGUUGUUCCUGGACGCAAGGAACAAAACAUGGGCCAGCGUGCCUCGGACACUCGUGGCAUCACAUUCGAAGAUGUUCGCAUCCCCAAGGAAAACGUACUUAUAGGCGAAGGUGCCGGUUUCAAAAUUGCCAUGGGUGCAUUCGACAAGACUCGUCCUCCGGUAGGAGCAGGUGCCACAGGACUUGCGAAUCGCGCGUUGCAUGAAGCUACGAAAUACGCUUUGGAGCGCAAAACUUUCGGCGUCCCGAUUGCCCAGCAUCAGGCAGUCGCCUUCCUCUUAGCUGAUAUGGCGGUUGGCGUAGAGACUGCCCGGCUCGCGUGGAUGAAAGCUGCUUGGCUCGUUGACCAUGGUCAAAGAAACACUGUACUCGCGUCAGUGGCAAAACUGCACGCAUCUGAAGUCGCAAAUAAGGCAGCUUCAGAUGCAGUCCAGAUCUUCGGCGGCAACGGAUUUAACACAGAGUAUCCAGUGGAAAAACUGAUGAGAGAUGCCAAGAUCUACCAGAUUUACGAGGGAACCUCUCAGAUUCAAAGAGUUAUAAUUUCAAGAGAGUUAUUCUCGGCAGCUAAGCAGACCGCUUAAAAACGGUACUCACUUCUGUAUAGUACUGAGAAUUUUAUAUACACAUUUACUGUAGCAGAUCAAUAUAAUAUUAUGUCUUGAUUAUGUUAAGAUUGAUGUAAUUUUUUGAGCAACUGUUUAUAAUAAGUCCUUGGGUAAAAUUAAUAAUAACGGUUUCGCAAUUAAUUUGUAUUGUUGAAUGUAAUUUUAUGUCUUUGUGUUUAUACACACAAAUAAUAAAAUGAUUUGUUUUA
Messenger RNA from Achroia grisella, 1625 nucleotides. It is a transcript of the gene Mcad, whose product is annotated as medium-chain specific acyl-CoA dehydrogenase, mitochondrial. NCBI's taxonomy places the organism in Eukaryota, Metazoa, Arthropoda, Insecta, Lepidoptera, Pyralidae. Gene Ontology annotation, molecular function: flavin adenine dinucleotide binding; medium-chain fatty acyl-CoA dehydrogenase activity. The transcript is spliced from 10 exons. Gene Ontology annotation, cellular component: mitochondrion. Gene Ontology annotation, biological process: fatty acid beta-oxidation; medium-chain fatty acid catabolic process. Bases 124 to 1392 code for a protein of 422 amino acids. The record is from RefSeq and is a predicted model, not a curated record.